UUACCAGUAGGACAGUGACAUAACGAUAUAGUAUGGACCCAAGCAUCAGUAGAAGAAGAAGGACUGGGGUUGGAGGAGCCGUUACUGCUGUAGGCUCUGUUUUGGAAACGAGAAUGCACAGCGACGAUGACGAAGUCAUCUUCAAGACUAUUCAUCUUCAUGCUGCUGACGAAGAGAAGAACUCUAACAAGCAGAUGAGCUUAAAGGAGGCUACUUUGGUGGGUGUUAACGGGAAGAGACGGCCUCUGAAGCUAACGAGGCCGACAUCGAUCGGUUCUACUCCUCCGAUGACGCCGAGGAGAUCGAUCUCUAGUGACGUAAAUGACAAGGCUUUGACUGUGUCUGUGGCGGCGAAGAAGAAGGUGAGAUCUGAUUCGGUAGAACGGGUUGAGAAGAAGAAGACUCCGGGUCGGGUUAAGAAGACCCGAUCGGAGCUUCGCACGGCGGUCGUCAGCUCCGGUGAAUUUGAUUCAGUUCCGCUGAGGAAGGUGAGCUCAUUGCCAGCUCACAGGUCCGAGAAUUCUUAUGAGAAAACAGAGGAUGUAAAUGUAAAAACAGAGGAUACCGUCGAGGAAAAGCCGCAGAUCACAGAGGAAGUCAAGGAGUUCAGCGUCUGCAAGGAGAUGGUCGUCUCCGCUAAUUCGAACGAAGAUGAGCAGAUCGACAAUGGCGAUCACGAUCACGAGGAGGAGGAAGAAGAAGAUGAUGAUGAGGAGGAGGAGGAUAAAGAAGUGGAAAAGCAGAGUAUUGAUGUGAAAGAUAUGAACUUUGCGAAGGAGAGUAGCGAAAACAGAGAUGAGAGUAAACAGUACCGUCAAUUUCACAACGGAACCGUUACAUCGCCGUCAGCCGUCCGUAAAGUUCCGCCGCCGCCAGUGAUCAAAACGGAAACUUCGGUUUACUCGGUCCCACCAAGCAAAGAUACGUAUGCAGAGGAAGAAGAUAACUUUACUCAUCCACAGAGCAAACUGCAGAGCCUGGAGGAUCUUGUGAUGUGGAGAGAUGCAUCAAGGUCGACGCUUGUGUUCGGCUUCGGAACAUUCCUCAUCAUCUCUUCUUCAUAUGCCAAUAAUCUCAACUUCAGCUUCAUAACAGUGGUAGCGUAUAUGGGACUCAUCUAUCUCGGCGUCACAUUCGUAUUCAAAUCUGUGAUCCGCAGGGGAAUAGUGGAGGUGGAGGAGGAGAGGCAUAAAGGGGUUGGAGUGAGAGAGGAAGAUGUGAAGAGGAUACUCAGACUCAUAAUGCCUUACCUCAACGAGUCCCUGUUUCAACUCCGAUCCCUUUUCUCUGGCGACCCUUCCACCACCCUUAAGAUGGGAGUGGUGCUGUUCAUUUUGGCCAGAUGGGGCCCUUCUAUCACUCUUUGGAACCUUGCCAAAUUUGGCUUUCUGGGAGCAUUUACAGUGCCUAAAAUCUUCAUCUCAUACUCAACCCACUUCUCUGCUUACGGUAUAUUUUGGCUGAGGAGAUUCAAGGACGCAUGGGAAACGUGCAACCACAAAAAGGCGGUGGCUUUGGCACUCUUCCCCCUCGUCUGGAACCUCUCAUCCGUCGUUGCGCGUGUCUGGGCAGCAUUCAUGUUAUUCGUUGCCUUUAGAUAUUAUCAGCAAAAGAUGAUUUGGACGACUGAUCAAGACGAUGAUGAAGAUGAAGAAGAAGAAGAUGUAGUAGACAACGAAGAAGAAGAAGAAGAAGAAGAACAAGUACUUAAACUUAAAAGAAAUUCUUAUAUGAUGAUGAUGCCGAAUAAACUAAAGAAAAUUUCUUAAAUUUCCUCCUGCCCAUAUGUAAACAUAAUGUAAUAAUUUCUCUAGUUUUUAGUUAGGGAUCAUCUGUUACUUCAUUACACAGCUUCUAUACAUAUUAGAAUGUGAAUA
This is a messenger RNA of Brassica oleracea var. oleracea, 1877 nucleotides long. Its product is annotated as reticulon-like protein B21. NCBI's taxonomy places the organism in Eukaryota, Viridiplantae, Streptophyta, Magnoliopsida, Brassicales, Brassicaceae. The record is from RefSeq and is a predicted model, not a curated record.